AUGGACUCGCUCAAGAAAGGCAACGAGGAGCCGGAGAGACCAAAGAAACCAGGAGAUCUUCAUGUAGAAGAGUUCAGACAGACAGACAGACAGAAACCAGGAGAGCUGCUUCAGGCAGAAGCAGGGGAAGCAGAAGCCUGGCCGCGGUACCGGGUCGUGGGCUCCGCGGACGCCGGGCAGUACAACCUGGAGAUCACAGACGCCGAGCUCUCUGACGAUGCCUCUUACGAAUGCCAGGCCACGGAGGCCGCGCUGCGCUCCCGGCGGGCGAAGCUCACCGUGCUCAUCCCCCCUGAGGACACCAAGAUCGAUGGAGGCCCCGUACUGCUGCUGCAAGCAGGCAUCCCCUACAACCUCACAUGCCGAGCCUUUAACGCCAAGCCUGCGGCGACCAUCAUCUGGUUCCGGGAUGGGACGCAGCAGGAGGGCGCUGUGGCCAGCACGGAGCUGCUGAAGGACGGGAAGAGGGAGACCACCGUCAGCCUGCUGCUCAUCAACCCCACAGACCUGGACAUCGGGCGCGUCUUCACCUGCCGCAGCAUGAACGAGGCCGCCCCCAGUGGCAGGGAGACCUCCAUUGAGCUUGAUGUGCACCACCCUCCCACCGUGACCCUGUCCAUCGAGCCACAGACGGUACAGGAGGGCGAGCGUGUUGUCUUUACGUGCCAGGCCACAGCCAACCCUGAGAUCCUGGGCUACAGAUGGGCCAAGGGCGGCUUCUCCAUUGAGGAUGCCCAUGAGAGUCACUAUGAGACAAAUGUUGACUAUUCCUUCUUCACGGAGCCUGUGUCCUGUGAGGUUUACAACAAAGUGGGCAGCACCAAUGUCAGCACGUUGGUGAAUGUCCACUUCGCCCCCCGGAUUGUGGUUGACCCUAAACCUACGACUACAGACAUUGGCUCUGAUGUGACGCUCACCUGUGUCUGGGUUGGGAAUCCCCCCCUCACCCUCACCUGGACCAAAAAGGACUCCAACAUGGUGCUGAGUAACAGCAACCAGCUGCUGCUGAAGUCGGUGACCCAGGCGGACGCCGGCACCUACACCUGCCGGGCCAUCGUGCCCCGCAUCGGAGUGGCCGAGCGGGAGGUGCCGCUCUACGUGAACGGGCCCCCCAUUAUCUCCAGCGAGGCGGUGCAGUACGCUGUCAGGGGAGACGGCGGCAAGGUGGAGUGUUUCAUCGGGAGCACACCUCCCCCAGACCGCAUUGCGUGGGCCUGGAAGGAGAACUUCCUGGAGGUGGGGACCCUGGAACGCUACACGGUGGAGAGGACCAACUCCGGCAGCGGGGUGCUGUCCACACUCACCAUCAACAACGUCAUGGAGGCCGACUUCCAGACCCACUACAACUGCACUGCCUGGAACAGCUUCGGGCCGGGCACCGCCAUCAUCCAGCUGGAGGAGCGAGAGGUGCUGCCUGUGGGCAUCAUCGCCGGAGCCACCAUCGGUGCGGGCAUCCUGCUCACCUUCUCCUUCGUGGCCUUGGUGUUCUUCCUCUACCGGCGUCGCAAAGGCAGUCGCAAGGACGUGACCCUAAGGAAACUGGACAUCAAGGUGGAGACAGUGAACCGUGAGCCUCUCACCAUGCACUCUGACCGCGAGGACGACACUGCCAGCGUCUCCACAGCCACCCGCGUCAUGAAAGCCAUCUACUCAGUAAGGGGCCUGCCCUGCCCUGGCCCACUCCCCUCGUCACACUCCUGGGACUGCCCCCACCCCCACCCCUUAGUUCUCUAA
Myotis lucifugus (little brown bat) is the source of this 1734-nucleotide messenger RNA. It is a transcript of the gene KIRREL1, whose product is annotated as kirre like nephrin family adhesion molecule 1. The record is from RefSeq and is a predicted model, not a curated record. Lineage: Eukaryota; Metazoa; Chordata; Mammalia; Chiroptera; Vespertilionidae. The coding region runs from base 1 to 1734 and encodes 577 amino acids. Gene Ontology annotation, molecular function: cell adhesion molecule binding. Gene Ontology annotation, biological process: cell-cell adhesion. The transcript has 12 exons. Gene Ontology annotation, cellular component: cell-cell junction.